GUUUGUAGUGGUUACCGCGGCGGUGGUGGCGGCGGAGGGAGAGCGAGCGAGCUCUCUGGGGGGGAAGGGGAGGGAAGACUGGGUGUGUGCGAGGGUGAAGUGAGACGAAGCGGGGUCUCCGGGCAAGAAGUCUCGGUGGUUCUUGUCACUCCUUCCCGCGGCCGAACCUUUGGAGCCAUGGUGAACCCGGGCUUUUCCGGAGCUGCCGCCGCCGCCCGUGCCGCCACUACCGCUCCCGUCUUUCAAGAGUGAGGGGCGCGUUCGAAGCGAACGAGGAGGCGGCGACUGGAACGGUGGGAGCAGCCGCCACCAUGUCGGAUACGCAGCGGCGAGUGAAGGUGUAUACCCUGAACGAAGACCGGCAAUGGGUCGACCGAGGCACCGGGCACGUCUCCUCCACAUAUGUGGAGGAGCUCAAGGGGAUGUCGCUGUUGGUUCGGGCCGAGUCCGACGGAUCACUACUUUUGGAAUCAAAGAUAAAUCCAAACACUGCAUAUCAGAAACAGCAGGAUACAUUAAUUGUUUGGUCAGAAGCUGAGAACUAUGAUCUGGCUUUAAGCUUUCAGGAAAAAGCUGGCUGUGAUGAGAUCUGGGAAAAAAUUUGUCAGGUUCAAGGUAAGGAUCCAUCAGUGGAAGUCACACAGGAUCUCAUUGAUGAAUCAGAAGAAGAAAGAUUUGAAGAAAUGCCUGAAACCAGUCAUCUGAUUGACCUGCCUACAUGUGAACUCAAUAAACUUGAAGAGAUUGCUGACUUAGUUACCUCAGUUCUCUCCUCACCUAUCCGUAGGGAAAAGCUGGCUCUAGCCUUGGAAAAUGAAGGCUAUAUUAAAAAACUACUGCAGCUGUUCCAAGCUUGUGAGAACCUAGAAAAUACCGAAGGCUUACACCAUUUGUAUGAAAUUAUUAGAGGAAUCUUAUUCCUAAAUAAAGCAACUCUGUUUGAGGUAAUGUUUUCUGACGAGUGUAUCAUGGAUGUCGUGGGAUGUCUUGAAUAUGACCCUGCUUUGGCUCAACCAAAAAGGCAUAGGGAAUUCUUGACCAAAACUGCAAAGUUUAAGGAAGUUAUACCAAUAACAGACUCUGAACUAAGACGAAAAAUACAUCAGACUUAUAGGGUCCAAUACAUUCAGGACAUCAUUUUACCUACGCCAUCUGUUUUUGAAGAGAAUUUUCUUUCUACUCUUACUUCUUUCAUUUUCUUCAACAAAGUUGAGAUAGUCAGCAUGUUGCAGGAAGAUGAAAAGUUUUUGUCUGAAGUUUUUGCACAGUUAACAGAUGAGGCUAUAGAUGAUGAUAAACGGCGUGAAUUGGUUAAUUUUUUCAAGGAAUUCUGUGCAUUUUCUCAGACAUUACAACCUCAAAACAGGGAUGCAUUUUUCAAAACAUUGGCAAAAUUGGGAAUUCUUCCUGCUCUUGAAAUUGUAAUGGGCAUGGAUGAUCUGCAAGUAAGAUCAGCUGCCACAGAUAUAUUUUCUUACUUAGUAGAGUUUAGUCCAUCUAUGGUCCGAGAAUUUGUAAUGCAAGAAGCCCAACAGAGUGAUGAUGAUAUCCUUCUCAUUAAUGUAGUAAUUGAGCAAAUGAUCUGUGAUACUGAUCCUGAGCUAGGAGGCGCUGUUCAGUUAAUGGGACUUCUUCGUACUCUAAUUGAUCCGGAGAACAUGCUGGCUACAACUAAUAAAACUGAAAAAAGUGAAUUUCUAAAUUUCUUCUACAACCAUUGUAUGCAUGUUCUCACAGCACCACUUUUGGCCAAUACGUCAGAGGACAAAUGUGAAAAGGAUAAUUUAGUUGGAUCUAACCAAAACAACACAAUUUGUCCUGAUAAUUAUCAAACAGCACAGCUGCUAGCCUUAAUUUUAGAGUUACUCACAUUUUGUGUGGAACAUCACACAUAUCACAUAAAAAAUUAUAUUAUGAACAAGGACUUGCUAAGAAGAGUAUUGGUCUUAAUGAAUUCAAAGCAUACCUUCCUGGCCUUGUGUGCUCUUCGCUUUAUGAGGCGGAUCAUUGGCCUUAAAGAUGAAUUUUAUAAUCGUUACAUCACCAAGGGAAAUCUUUUUGAGCCAGUUAUAAAUGCUCUUUUGGAUAAUGGAACUCGGUACAAUCUGUUGAAUUCAGCUGUAAUUGAGCUUUUUGAAUUCAUAAGAGUGGAAGAUAUCAAGUCUCUUACUGCACAUAUAGUUGAAAACUUUUAUAAGGCCCUUGAAUCGAUUGAAUAUGUUCAGACAUUCAAAGGAUUGAAGACUAAAUAUGAGCAAGAGAAAGACAGACAAAAUCAGAAACUGAACAGUGUACCAUCUAUAUUGCGUAGUAACAGAUUUCGCAGAGAUGCAAAAACCUUGGAAGAGGAUGAAGAAAUGUGGUUUAAUGAAGAUGAAGAGGAGGAAGGAAAAGCAGUUGUAGCACCAGUGGAAAAAUCUAAGCCAGAAGAUGAUUUUCCAGAUAGUUAUGAAAAAUUUAUGGAGACCAAAAAAGCAAAAGAAAGUGAAGACAAGGAAAACCUUCCAAAAAGGACAUCUUCUGGUGGCUUCAAAUUUACUUUUUCCCACUCUACCACUGCUGCUAAUGGAACAAACAGUACGAACAGUAAACCUGUAGUGGGUCAGACACCACCAGCAAGUUCUAACGGGUCCUCUUCUAAAACUGCAAACUUGGCUACAUCAGUAACAGCCACCAAGGGAAGUUUGGUUGGCUUAGUGGAUUAUCCAGAUGAUGAAGAAGAAGAUGAAGAAGAAGAAACAUCACCCAGGAAAAGACCUCGUCUUGGCUCAUAAAAUUUUUACUGGGGUAUCUGCAACAUGUGGUCUUACUAAAAUGCUGCAACUGUUCAAUGAGCUGAAAAUCUGAAUCAGAAAGCUUUCUCAUUUGAACUUAUAAAUACACAAGGAGUAGCAAAGGACACAGUAUAUCAGCUAGGAGAGUUUAGUUCUGUAACAAAACAAAAACAAAAAACAAAAAACAGGCUUCCCAGGAACUUGAUUGCUUGCUAGUAAUUAAGGGGGUUUGCCUUUCAGGCAGAAAGGAAAAAAAAAAAAAAAAAAAAAAAAAA
Messenger RNA from Choloepus didactylus (southern two-toed sloth), 3049 nucleotides. RefSeq names its product serine/threonine-protein phosphatase 4 regulatory subunit 3B-like. The record is from RefSeq and is a predicted model, not a curated record. Gene Ontology annotation, biological process: DNA damage response; protein dephosphorylation. The coding region runs from base 312 to 2774 and encodes 820 amino acids. The transcript has 2 exons. Gene Ontology annotation, molecular function: protein phosphatase activator activity. Lineage: Eukaryota; Metazoa; Chordata; Mammalia; Pilosa; Megalonychidae. Gene Ontology annotation, cellular component: nucleoplasm; protein phosphatase 4 complex.